Molecule: messenger RNA, 1011 nt
Organism: Rhizopus microsporus ATCC 52813
Lineage: Eukaryota; Fungi; Mucoromycota; Mucoromycetes; Mucorales; Rhizopodaceae
Product: winged helix DNA-binding domain-containing protein
Exons: 6
Coding region: 127-933 (268 amino acids)
Biological process (GO): regulation of DNA-templated transcription
Molecular function (GO): sequence-specific DNA binding; DNA-binding transcription factor activity
Source: RefSeq, a predicted model, not a curated record
UUUUUCCUUCUUUCAGUUUUUAUAUAAAGAAAUAAACAAAUAAUAACAACCAAUCACUAUUUUGAUGGAUCCAGAGCUUCACUACAUGUCAAUAGACAGUAUACCAUAUUAUAACAAUCUUUCGGCAUGAUACUAAAUCAUGGUUUGAAUAAUGGUACGAUAUUCCCUACAGUGGUUCAUGACCAUCCCGAACGGGGAAUAGCUGGAUUUGUAUCGAAAUUAUACCAAUGUCUACAGGAUAACGAACAUAAUUAUGCUCGCUGGUGUAAACAUAAUGGCAUUGAUAUGUUUAUAAUAGACUGUAUACCAGAGUUUACAGAAAUAGUGCUGCCAAAAUUGUUUAAGCAUUGUAAAUUUGCUUCAUUUGUCAGACAGUUAAAUAUUUAUGGUUUUCAAAGGGAUACAGAUGCACGCAAGUCCAAGGAUGGCAGAGAUAGAGACUCUUGUAGAUGGUAUCAUCCAUACUUUAAACCAGGUCGUCGUGACCUCUUCCAUUUGAUACGUCGAAAACCACCUCGAUAUUCUCGAGGAAAGCGAAGACGACCUGAAAAUGACGUGGAUACGGUACUGAAUGUAUCAGAAGAUGAAGUACUUACAAACAAUGAAAAUGAAAGGCGGAACUCUGUCUCCUCAGUCUCCUCCUCUUCCGUGACCCUGCAUUCGACUGCCCCUCAGCAGAUUAGUCGUGAGGGAUCACAAGAUACCCGUUUGCCUCAAGAUCUGUUCAUGUCAUCGUCGUCCUCAUCUAUCCUUACUCCUACUUCAACUAUUCAGCCAGAGCUAUAUUACACGUAUACCAAACCUGGAUAUGAUCUCGCACUUUAUAAUCAAUCACUAUUACAAGAAGAAUAUGAAAUUUAUCCAAUUUAUCUACAGCAAGAUUAUGUACAAAUAACCCCCUUAUCCACCCUAUCCUUCAAUUAUCGAAAAUAACCUUACAACCCAUCCAUCGGUUGAGUCCAGCCGUUUGACUCCUCAAUUGACAGAUAUGAUGAACCCCGUUACGCCUUU